CAAUGCUUAUCAUUCAACAGAGCACAAUACAGAGUCCCCCUUCACUAACACAUCGCGCUCUGGACAAUGGCUGUACAUACAUGCGUGCUCUUCGUUGCGAUUUUCUGCCUCACGGCGGCCCAGGUACCAAUACCCAAACGGAAACUGGGGUACGUGUUUGGAGAGGUGAAAGGUUUAACUGCGGUCAAUGUUGACGCGUUUAUGGGACCCCUGUGUCCAGACAGUAAACAGACAUUUCCUACGCUGUUACAACUAGCAAGUCACUACGGACCAGGAGUUCUUACGCUCAGGAUGCACAUGUUUCCUCUCCCGUAUCACAGGAAUUCGUUUCUUGUUGCCAUGGGUUCCGAAAUAGUCAAUCAAGCGUUCAACUCCACAUUAGGCGUUUAUAACUGGACGGGGACGAUAUACGAGAAAAUAGACAGCCUGUCAAACACUGCAACGAAAUCCAUGUCCGAAAUCCAGGUCAUUAGUAUGCUGAGCGAUAUUGCGGCUGGAUUGGGAAUUCACAAAACUACUUUCAUCCAGAAAAUGGCCGAUCCAAUGAUUGAUGAGGAUGCGCGUGUGGAGUGGAAGUACACAUGCACUCGAGGGAUAUCGGGAACGCCCAUGUUUACAGUGAAUGACGUCAUAGUACAAGCGGACGCCUCCUGGAGCCUGGACGAUUGGAAGAAAGUGAUCGACCCUCUACUAGGAAAUUCGUCCAGCUCAUCAUCUUCCUCUGUCCGUUCGUCCGUCUGUAAGAUCGGAACCACAAAAUGCGAAUACCUUCCCGGAAAAGUGGAGUGUUGUACGAAAGGAGAAGCCUGUAUACCUAAUGUAGGAUGUCGCUGUUGACGGGUUAAAAAAAAAUCUUUAUCUAUCAAAUAAAAAACCCAAACAUUGACCUCUCUAA
Ostrea edulis (European flat oyster) is the source of this 895-nucleotide messenger RNA. RefSeq lists its product as uncharacterized. The record is from RefSeq and is a predicted model, not a curated record. The transcript is spliced from 5 exons. Bases 67 to 837 code for a protein of 256 amino acids. NCBI's taxonomy places the organism in Eukaryota, Metazoa, Mollusca, Bivalvia, Ostreida, Ostreidae.